Galeopterus variegatus (Sunda flying lemur) is the source of this 2142-nucleotide messenger RNA. RefSeq names its product Kell blood group, metallo-endopeptidase (gene KEL). Gene Ontology annotation, biological process: protein processing. The record is from RefSeq and is a predicted model, not a curated record. The coding region runs from base 1 to 2142 and encodes 713 amino acids. NCBI's taxonomy places the organism in Eukaryota, Metazoa, Chordata, Mammalia, Dermoptera, Cynocephalidae. The transcript has 18 exons. Gene Ontology annotation, molecular function: metalloendopeptidase activity. Gene Ontology annotation, cellular component: plasma membrane.
AUGGGGACACUCCAGAGCCAAGAGAACUCUCCAGAAGAGGCGCUGCCCACCGAAUCAAGCGGACCCUGGGCAAUGACCAGGCGGGCGCUGAUGAUUGUCCUGCUUUUGGGCCUGCUCCUUGGUUCUUCCAUGCUUUUGGUCUACAUCUUCCAGAGCUGUUGCCCUCGCCCCUGUGAGACACAGGUGCAUUUGGAUCUCCUGGCCCGUUACCAGGCUUCUGGGGACACCAGUGUGGCUCCCUGCACCGACUUCUUCAGCUUUGCCUGUGGAAAUCCCAAUGGGACCAGGAAUUCUUUUCAGACUCUUGAAGAGGAAAACAAGAGCCGACUUCAGAGGAUACUGGAGUCCCCAGGUUCCCAGCAUCUAGGUUCUGGGGAAGAGAAAGCCUUCCAGUUCUAUAGCUCUUGCAUGGACACACCUGCCAUUGAAGCUGCAGGGGCUGGUCCCCUCAGACAAGUUAUUGAGGAGCUUGGAGGCUGGCGAAUCUCUGGUCAUUGGACUUCCUUAGACUUUAACCGAACUCUGAGACUUCUGAUGAGUCAGUAUGACCACUUCCCAUUCUUCAGAGCCUAUCUGGGACCUCAUCCUGACUCUGCACACACACCAGUCAUCCAGAUAGAACAGCCUGAGUUUGACGUUUUCCUCAAGCAAGAGCAGGAACAGAAGAUCUCCGCCCAGAUCUUUCGAGAAUAUCUGACUUAUCUGAAUCGGCUGGGAACCUUGCUGGGAGGAAAUCCAGACAAGGUGCAAGAACAUGCCUCUAUGUCCAUUGCCAUUGCCUCGCGGCUGUUCCAGUUCCUGAAACCCGUGGAGCCACGUCGGGCACCUGGCGAGCUCUACCACAUGGUCACUAUUGACCAACUGCAGGAAAUGGCCCCUACCAUCGACUGGUUGUCCUGCUUGCAAGCGACAUUCACACCGAUGACCCUGAGCCCCUCCCAACCCCUCAUGGUUCAUGACCUGGAGUAUUUGAAAAACAUGUCACAACUGAUAGAAGAUGAGCUGUCGAAGCACAGGGACUUUCUGCAGAGCCACAUGAUUUGGGGGCUGGUGAGGACCCUUUCUCCAGCCCUAGACAGUAACUUCCAGGAGGCAUACAGAGAGCUCAACCAGAAACUGCAGGAGCUGAGAGUGCAGCCACCCAUGCCAGCCCACCCGCGAUGGAAGACGUGCGUAGAGAAGACAGGAGCCUUCUUCGAGCCCACCCUGGCACCCUUGUUUGUCCGUGAAGCCUUUGGCCCAAGCAUCAGAAGUGCUGCCAUGGAAUUAUUUGGUGGGAUCAAGGAAGCCCUCCUCGCCCGCCUCAAGAGUCUUCCCUGGAUGAAUGAAGAGGCCCGGAAAGAAGCCCAGGACAGGGUUAUCAAACUGCAGGUGGAGAUUGGGGCCCCGGAAUGGGCCCUGAAGCCAGAACUGGCCAGGCGAGAAUACAGCGAUAUACAACUUGGACCUAGCUUCCUGCAGUCUUUCCUGAGUUGUGUCCGAUCCCUCCAAGCUAGAACUGUCCGGAGCUUCUUGCAGCCUUCCCCUCACCACAGAUGGAAGGUGUCCCCCUGGGAGGUCAAUGCUUAUUAUUCAAUAUCUGACCGUGUGGUAGUCUUCCCAGCUGGACUCCUCCAACCCCCUUUCUUCCACCCUGACUACCCCAGAGCUGUGAACUUCGGCGCCGCAGGCAGCAUCAUGGCCCAGAAGCUGUUGCACAGCCUCCACCAGUUCUUACUGCCCGGGGGCUGCCAGGCCUGUGACACCCAUGCCCUACAGGGGACACGCCUGUGCCUGGAGAGCCAUUAUGCUGCCUUCCCAUUACCCAGAGGAACCUCCUUCAAUGGCUCCCACACGUUCCUGGAGGAUGCUGCAGACGUCGGGGGGCUGGCCAUUGCACUGCAGGCAUACAGAAAGAGACUAUUAGGGUGCCAUGGGGACACCACUCUGCCCAACCUGGACCUCAGCCCCCAGCAGCUCUUCUUCCGAAGCUACACCCAGGUGAUGUGUAGGGGGUCUGGCCCCCAGGACUCUCAGGACACCCACAGUCCUCCCACACUUCGAGUCCACGGGCCCCUCAGCAACACUCCAGCCUUUGCCAGACACUUCCAUUGUCCAAAUGGCACCCUCCUGAACCCCUCCAGCCACUGCCAGCUCUGGUAA